Molecule: messenger RNA, 998 nt
Organism: Corythoichthys intestinalis (scribbled pipefish)
Lineage: Eukaryota; Metazoa; Chordata; Actinopteri; Syngnathiformes; Syngnathidae
Exons: 4
Coding region: 261-998 (245 amino acids)
Source: RefSeq, a predicted model, not a curated record
UCCGUCCGAUUGCUUUGGAAAAGUGGUGCUUUGAAAACAAUCCACUUACGACGCCCCAAGACGUAAUGUAGUCGACUGAAAGGUGUCAGAUAUUUUGGGACAAGAAUCCGUUCAAUCUCGCUUCUGCUUCGAGUCGUUUGGGUGCACGUUGAAACUUCGAGGCCUGCUAAGGUUAGCCUAGCCUAGUUUAGCAGCUAACAAAGAGAAACAACGCACCUGGGAUAAACACGUCGCCAAGCAAGCAAACGUCAAGUCCCAAAAUGUCAGAUGUCAGUCAAGCGAUUCGUCCUGAACGCCAGGAUUCUCCUCGCAUGGAGGAAGAGUCGCCGUACAUCAAAACGGUGGAGGAAGAAUUCGGCCACAUUAAAGAGGAGCAGGAGGAGUACUUCAUUAGACUGCAGAACCCCCACAUUGAGGAGCAGCAGCAACCUGAUCCCCUCAAAAAGGAGGAGGAGGACCCUCCAUAUGUUAAAAUGGAGGUGGUGGACAUCCCCAAGUGGACUGAUGAGCCCUUGAAGGGUGAAGAUGGAGGUCCAAGUGAAGCCAGCAGAGGGGCGGAGCUUCUGAGUGGCAGCAGUUCAAAAGGAUUCCAAGCAGACAACCUCAUCGCUCGACCAUCAGAGAGUGACGACUUCACAUCACACUCCCUGUUCUAUCUAUAUGUCAGCCAAGCCCAUCGUCUUGAGCACCAGGAGUCUGCAUGCAUCAAGGGGGAGGAGGAAGAAUCGCCAUACAUCAAGGAGGAAGAGUCCGUUCACAUUAAAAGUCAUUCCAAGCAUUUUUUUUUUCUUUGGAUGAGGCAGAAAUCAAAUAUGCUACAGCAGAAAUCCACCCUGAACCUGGUGGAGGAGGUGAAGGCUCUCCGAAUCCAGAAUGCCGAGAAAGACCGGCCUCUGGCGCAGUUGGAGAGUCGAAUGCCAGAAUUGGAGCAGCACACAAGGAUCAACGAUAUGAUUGUAACCUCCGGAUCAAGCCGUGGUCAUACGCCCAGGCUGUGA